Molecule: messenger RNA, 3307 nt
Organism: Mirounga angustirostris (Northern elephant seal)
Lineage: Eukaryota; Metazoa; Chordata; Mammalia; Carnivora; Phocidae
Gene: FOXRED1
Product: FAD dependent oxidoreductase domain containing 1
Exons: 11
Coding region: 1494-2873 (459 amino acids)
Biological process (GO): mitochondrial respiratory chain complex I assembly
Cellular component (GO): cytoplasm
Molecular function (GO): oxidoreductase activity
Source: RefSeq, a predicted model, not a curated record
UUGUUCUAAGCUCCAACUUACCGCCAGAAUAGCAGAGAGCCAGCCUGAUUGAUUGGUUGCACAGAUAGAUGUGCUUUAAGUCCUGCUAGCGUGCAGGAUGCUGUGCCUAGUGUGUGGCUGUUAAGGAGGAAAGAAGGGAAAGAGGAUAGGGUCUGUGUCCUGUGGAGGUGCCUGGAGUGUAGCUGGGGAGGGAAGACUUCAAUAGACCAGUUCAAGACUGGAUAGAACCCAACUUGGACAAAUGCUCUGCACUGCUAGUCACCGAAGCUAGUGUAAUUGGAGAGGUACAUGGAGCAGGUGGGAACUGAGAUCAGCCUUGAAGAUAAUUGUUUACUGAUUCAAGGACGGUGUGUCUUCCAUGUUCUGGGGAACUGAGCAAAAGUUAGGAGAAGAGAAAUAUUGGUUUGGUGCAAGGAACUAGCAAAAGCCAUGUAGAUAGAGCAUUUGUGUAGAAAUAGGAAAUGUAGUUUGGACAAGGAAGGUAAGCCCAGAUCAAGGAGAUUUUUUUUUUUUGAACAUUGCCGAGAAGAGUUUGGACUUUGUAUUGGAGUCAGUGAAAAGACUUGGAGAUUUUUGAGUUAGGUGUGAAAGACAAAAGGAUUCAUUUAUUCAAGGCACUUACGAUGUGCCAGGUUCUGUGCUAGGUUGGAGAUUCAUUGGUGAAGAAGGUAAGCAUGGUACAGUAUGAAGCAAUCACAAACUCAAAAUUGCAAACGUCUUGCAUGAGGUAAUGAGACAGUGUGACAGGAGAUUUUGACAGUGUAGGGGGUCAGGAAAGCCUUUCCUGAGAAAAUGAUAACUGAACUGAAAGGGAAAGGAAGCAAGGUGUUAAUGGCAAAGAAGUGGACACAGUUUCAAAACAGAGAACCCCUGUGUAGAUUCCGUGUGGUGGGAUGAAAUAAAGCACCAUCAAGGUGUGGAAGGGGCUGGAGUGGGGGAGUAGGGAGAGAACAAGGUAAACAGGAGCUAGACUGUGCAGUGUCUCAUAGGCCGUGUUGAAGAUUUUGGACUUUUAUUCUUGGAGUAACGGAAAGCCACUGGAAGGUUUUAAGCAAGACCGUAUGUGAUUAAAUUAGUGCUUAGAAAAUAUUCUAGCUGUGAUGCAGAAGAGUUGGGCAGGCAAGAGGGGAAUUAGUGGGAACAAUCAGGAGGCUUUUGCAUUAGUCUAGGUGAGAGCUUAUGGUGGUUUGGUCUAGGGUGGUGGUAACAGAGAUGGGAAAAAACGGGGGGAGGGACAGAUUGGGGAGAUAUUUAGGAGGCAAAGCCAUCGGGACUUGACAAUAGAUGGGACAUGAAUGUAGCUUUGCUGGUGGUGAUGGAUGGCCAGGAUAAGAUGCCACUCAAAGAGUAUCAUGCUUCAGAGGGCACUGCAGCUUGGGGUGUGCCAGAACCUAUUGGUCCAGGAGCCUGGAACAUCCAAGAGGAGAGGACAAUACGGUUGAAUAUAUGAGCCUGGGGCUCAGAGGAAAGAGCAGUCUGCACAGGAGAUAAACAUGUAUCAGAAUGGAAAGGUGUCCGAGAUUAAGAAGAAGAUCCAAUCAGUCCUUCCUGGAGGGGCCUGGAAUCCACCGUACGACACCAGCUACCUGCCCCCUGAACACUCGGAUGUGGUGAUUGUGGGGGGUGGGGUGAUUGGCCUGUCCGUGGCCUAUUGGCUGAAGAGGUUGGAGAAGCCACGAGGUGCCGUUCGGGUGCUGGUGGUGGAACGGGACCACACGUAUUCCCAGGCCUCCACUGCACUGUCUGUGGGCGGGAUUCGUCAGCAGUUCUCGGUGCCUGAGAACAUCCAGCUCUCCCUCUUUUCAGUUGAGUUUCUGCGGAACAUCAAUGAGUACCUGGCUGUAGUCGAUGACCCUCCCCUGGACAUCCAGUUCAACCCCUCGGGUUAUCUCUUGCUGGCUUCGGAAAAGGGGGCUGCAGUCAUGGAGAGCAACGUGAAGAUGCAGAGGCAGGAAGGAGCCAAAGUCUGUCUGAUGUCUCCUGAGCAGCUUCGGAACAAAUUUCCCUGGAUAAACACAGAGGGUGUGGCGUUGGCAUCUUACGGGAUGGAGUGUGAAGGUUGGUUUGACCCCUGGUGUCUGCUCCAGGGGCUUCGGCGGAAGGUCCAGUCCAUGGGGGUCCUCUUCUGCCACGGAGAGGUGACACGUUUUGUCUCUUCGUCUAGCCACACGGAGACCACAAGUGGGGAAGAGGUGACUUUGAAAAGGAUCCAUGAAGUCCAUGUGAAGAUAGACCGCAGCCUGGAGUACCAGCCCGUGGAAUGUGCUCUCGUGAUCAACGCGGCAGGGGCCUGGUCUGGCCGGAUCGCGGAGCUGGCUGGUGUCGGGAAGGGGCCGCCUGGCACCCUGCAGGGCACCAAGCUACCCGUGGAGCGGAGGAAAAGGUAUGUGUACCUGUGGCACUGCCCCCAGGGACCAGGCCUGGAGACCCCAUUCGUCGUAGAUGCCAGUGGAGCCUAUUUCCGCCGAGAAGGACUAGGCAACAACUAUCUGGGCGGCUGUAGCCCCACUGAGGAGGAGGAACCGGACCCAGGGAACCUGGAAGUGGACCAUGAUUUCUUCCAGGAUAAGGUGUGGCCCCCUUUGGCCCAGAGGGUACCAGCUUUUGAGACUCUGAAGGUUCGGAGUGCUUGGGCUGGCUAUUACGACUACAACACCUUCGACCAGAAUGGUGUGGUGGGUCCCCACCCACUCGUCGUCAACAUGUACUUUGCCACGGGCUUCAGUGGCCAUGGGCUCCAGCAGGCCCCUGCCGUGGGGCGAGCUGUGGCAGAGAUGGUGCUGGAUGGCCACUUCCAGACUAUCAACCUGAGCCCCUUCCACUUCAGCCGCUUUUACUUGGGAGAGAAGGUCCAGGAGCACAACAUCAUCUGAGCCUGUAAGCUCUUCACUGGGCCCCGCUGCCCCAUCCGUGACCCUUGGCUCACAUUCACAUUCUCCUCACUGUGGCUUCCUCCCCAGCACCAAGCCAGGCUCUCCUCCAUCCUCCUGUCCCCGUGGGGCUGGGCAGGCAGGCCAACUGUAGGCUUUGAGAGGCACUGUGCCUUAGGCCCAGGCCAACAGAGAAUGAUGGGGUGAGACCCCAGGACUGAUCUCUGGCCCGGGCCAAGGCCGCCCACCAAGGUAGUGCAGCUGGGCAGAAUACCUGACCACGUGCCCCAAGACUGGCGUCUUCAGAAAGAUUGCCUCUGCCUGUCUUUGGCAGGCUCCAGCAGAGGCCAGGCAGGGGGCAUUGCAGGGCAGCCUGGCCCAGAUUUAGUGAUUGUUUACCUUUUUCAUCAGUCAAUAAAAUGUGAUUACUUUUUCCA